UACGCGCCUGCAUACCCGAGGGCCCCCGCCGUCGACCCGGCCCUGAGGGACUUCGUCGCCCGCUUCUUCGUUACUUCGGACACGCCCGGCCUGACGGACGAGUGGAUGGCCUUUUUCAGCGAUGACGCGACGGUCGUUAUGGGCAGCGAGACGGCGACGGGGAUACAAGAAAUCCGCAGUCUUCGGCAGCGCAUGUGGGACAAAGUCGAGGCGCGAAAACACCACAUCGCAAAGGUGUUCCCGGGCAGCUUCGACGGCGAGGCGGACACGGCGGCCGAGCUGAUGCUCUUCGGCUCCGUCGCCUACGUCCUGAAACAGACUCCGGCAACGGCGGCGGGGGCGGGGGCGGGGACGCCGCAGGCCGCGACCGACUGGGCAGCACACGCAAGGCUCAAGAGAGGUGGUGUCGAGUCGCCGUGGGCCUUUGUCUAUUACAGGGUCUAUCUG
Molecule: messenger RNA, 447 nt
Organism: Lasiosphaeria miniovina
Lineage: Eukaryota; Fungi; Ascomycota; Sordariomycetes; Sordariales; Lasiosphaeriaceae
Exons: 2
Source: RefSeq, a predicted model, not a curated record